UACCGAGACAGGGCAGGAAAAUAAUCGCUUUUUAGUACGAGCUGUUUGCCGGCUGCCUUUUCUGCCCUCUUUUCUCUCAACCUCCAUCGGCGAUUUCGGUCUGAUAAUUAUUCCGGCGAGGCAAUGGAAGGCUCCUGUUGUACGACCACCUCCUCCACGUCGUCUUCGAGCUCCGAUCAGAUUAAGCCGCCGGCGAAGAGGAAGUCGCAGCCUCCGGAGAGGCCGUUCAGAGGGAUCCGAAUGAGGAAGUGGGGCAAAUGGGUCGCCGAGAUCCGGGAACCCAACAAGCGCUCCAGGAUCUGGCUCGGAUCCUACACCUCCCCCGUCGCCGCCGCGCGGGCCUACGACACCGCCGUCUUCCACCUCCGGGGUCCUUCCGCCCGCCUCAACUUCCCCGAGUGUGUGCUGGAGGACGUCGCCGCCGGCGAGCCGCUCGAUUUGUCCGCCGCCGCCAUCAGGAAGAAGGCGACGGAGGUGGGGGCGCGGGUCGACGCGCUGCAGAGCGCCGCCGCGGUCGCCGCUGCGAAGCCGGGCGGUGGGUCCGAGAGGUUUCGGGGCUCCGAGAAACCCGAUUUGAAUGAGUAUCCGAGCCCGGAAAGCUCCGAGGAGAAUUGAAUCGCGAUUUUUUAUUUUUAUUUUUUUUAAUUUUUAUUUUAUCUGUGACUGUUCUUCAGUUUGUUAUAAAAUUAAAUUAUUAGUGGGUUUUGUGUUUUUAAUUAUGAAUUAACUUGCUGCUGUGUUUUGAAUUUAUUCACUUACUGUUACAUUGUAUAUACACAACCCAAUUAAUUUAUUCGAUAACCAAUUAAUCUUAA
Messenger RNA from Andrographis paniculata, 815 nucleotides. Its product is annotated as ethylene-responsive transcription factor RAP2-1-like. Lineage: Eukaryota; Viridiplantae; Streptophyta; Magnoliopsida; Lamiales; Acanthaceae. The record is from RefSeq and is a predicted model, not a curated record. Gene Ontology annotation, biological process: regulation of DNA-templated transcription. The coding region runs from base 124 to 615 and encodes 163 amino acids. The transcript has a single exon. Gene Ontology annotation, molecular function: DNA-binding transcription factor activity; DNA binding.